CAACAGCAGCAGCAGCUCGAUCAUCUUCUUCUUCCUACAAGCAAAACCCUCGUUCUUCCUUUGUCGUGUUCUUCCUUUGUCGUAUUCCCGCCGUUGCGUUCUCAUCUUCGUCUUCAUGGAAGAAAGCUCAAACACAAGCAUCCUCUCUAAUGGAAGAACAAGACCCAAAUGUGGACACGAUCUCCCAAUGAAAAUGUUUAUUUCCAAAUCCAAAGCAAAUCCAGGGAGAAAAUACUGGAAGUGCAAGCACUGGGGGAAAGAGGAGGAUUGCGAGCUGUUUCUAUGGGAUGAUGAGUAUUUUGGAGUGGACGUUUCAAAGGAAGAUCGUUUGGUCUGUACGUGCGAGACUGUGGCUCACCAGAUUAAGAUGCUCACGAAGGAGAUCGAAGAAUUGAAGAUUACUAUUGACAACACUAGAAAAGUAGUGAAAUUUGUGAUAUCAAUAGUUGUUUGUUACUGUGUGUUUUAUGGUAUAGGCUUAGGUAGAAUGUAAGAAUUUAUGUUAUAGGCUUAGGAAGAAUGUAAGAAACAUGAUUUCAUGAAUGUCGUGUAACUCAAAUUUCUAAUGUGAAUCAGUUGCUCAAUUAUAUGUAACAGACCAUAUUCAAUUGUUAUUUCA
Molecule: messenger RNA, 619 nt
Organism: Vicia villosa (hairy vetch)
Lineage: Eukaryota; Viridiplantae; Streptophyta; Magnoliopsida; Fabales; Fabaceae
Exons: 2
Coding region: 116-493 (125 amino acids)
Molecular function (GO): zinc ion binding
Source: RefSeq, a predicted model, not a curated record